This is a messenger RNA of Mauremys mutica (yellowpond turtle), 4158 nucleotides long. Its product is annotated as adhesion G protein-coupled receptor E5-like. Gene Ontology annotation, biological process: adenylate cyclase-activating G protein-coupled receptor signaling pathway; cell surface receptor signaling pathway. NCBI's taxonomy places the organism in Eukaryota, Metazoa, Chordata, Testudines, Geoemydidae. The coding region runs from base 36 to 2969 and encodes 977 amino acids. The transcript has 23 exons. Gene Ontology annotation, cellular component: membrane. Gene Ontology annotation, molecular function: calcium ion binding; G protein-coupled receptor activity. The record is from RefSeq and is a predicted model, not a curated record.
AGAAUUCGACCUGCCCUGAUAGCGUCUGAGCCACCAUGGGAACCCGAGGUGACGUGUAUCCAUUGGGGCUCUGCAUCGCCCUGUGCCUGUGGGGCACCGUGGCCCAGACUCCUGGUGUACAAGGUACCACUGGCGACUGCAACAGCCAUAUGCUGUGCCCAGCAAACGCCAAGUGUGUGAACAGCACCCACUGCACCUGCCUGGAUGGAUACCUGCCAAGGGGGAAUCGCUUCUUCAAUGACACAACGGAGACCUGUGACGAUAUUAACGAGUGUCUGGGGCCGAGCCUGCCAGACUGUGGAAAAAACGCACAGUGCAAGAACGCGCCCGGGAGUUACAACUGCACCUGCAUCGAUGGCUAUGAGUCCAGCUCUGGGAAAACCACCUUCAUGAACGCGAGUGAGAACAGCUGCCAGGACAUUGACGAGUGCCAGCGAAACACCACAAUCUGUGAGCCCCACGGGAACUGCAUCAACACGCCAGGGAAUUACACGUGUAAAUGCAGUGAGGGAUUUGGGAAGAGUCAAAAGGAUACGGCUAAGAUCUGCACAGACAUCAACGAGUGCAAGGAGACCCCAGAUAUCUGCGGCCCCAAGGCCACAUGUAUCAACACCAUCGGGAGCUACCGGUGUGAGUGCCGGGCCGGCUACGUCCCCUCCAACAGGAACACGACCCUGUGCCAAGACAUCAGCGACUGCCGCAGGAUCCCAGUUACCUGCAGCCUCAAGGCCACAUGCAUCAACACCAAUGGGAGCUACUUGUGUGAGUGCCGGGCCGGCUACAUCCUCUUCAAGAGGAGCACGACCCUGUGCGAAGAUAUUGACGAGUGUCAGGGCCCGAGCCUGGCAGACUGUGGACCCCACGCAAACUGCAGCAACGUGCCAGGGAGUUACUACUGCACCUGCAUCGUUGGCUAUGAGCUCAGCUCUGGGAAAGCCAAGUUCACGCAUGCGAGUGAGGACAGCUGCCAGGAUAUUGACAAGUGUCGGGGCCCGAACCCGCCAGACUGCGGACCCCACGCAAACUGCACCAACAUGCCUGGGAGUUACUCCUGCAGCUGCAUCGAUGGCUACAAGCCCAGCUCUGGGAAAGCCAACUUCACGCACGCGAGUGAGAACAGCUGCCAGGACAUCGACGAGUGCAACAAGACCCCAGAUAUCUGCGGCCCCAACGCCACGUGUAUCAACACCAUCGGGAGCUACUGGUGUGAGUGCCGGGCCGGCUACGUCCCCUCCAACAGGAACACGACCCUGUGCCAAGAGCUCACCUGCCCCCCGCUGCUGGGUGAUGACAGCUCUGCCGGAGCCAAGAACCUCCUGGGCAGCUUCCCGGCACAGGUGGGACAUCUCUGCAAGGCGGCGCUGGAGGAGCUGAAGCAGAUGAACUCACAGAACCCUGUGGGGAAGCUGCAGGGCUUCCUGGACAUUCUGGAGAAGCAGAUAAAUCUGGUCGGGCAGCAGAGCGAGAGCGUGGAGUGGAGACACUGGAUUGCGACGGAGCUGAUGGCCCUAGUGGAGAAGCUGCUGAGAACGCUGGCCCUGACUCUGCGUGAUAGGAUCAGCAUCGCAUCCACCAAUGGCACAGAGCUGGGGCUGGCGGUCAGGCAGGCUGGGAACCAGAGCCAGGAGACCGUAACACUGCAGCAGAGCAAGACGCAGAUGGAAUUAAAGUGGGCCGGAGCCCCAGGGCAGAAAAAUGAAGGCUUCACGCUGGCCGGGCUGCUGACAUACCAGGGGAUGAGCCCCAUCCUGGACGGUGCUGGGCGGGUGGAGGCGCCCGAGUGGGACGAGAUCGGCCGGACGGGGAAGUGGGCGCAGGAGCCAGGGCGGCCCAGCUACCGUGUGCUGUCUCCGGUGGUGUCGGCCUUCAUCAGUGACCCAAACCCCCAGGCACUCGGCCUCUCCGUCAGCAUCCGCUUCAGCCACCCGGUGCCGGAGAAGAAGCCCGACCUGCGCCUCCUCUGCGCCUACUGGGAGCCUGGCAGCAGGCGCUGGGCCACCGACGGCUGCACCCUGCAGAAGUUGAACGCCACCAACACCCGCUGCCAGUGCAACCACCUGACCAGCUUCGCCGUGCUCAUGGCCUUCUACGAGCUGGAGGACUGGACCCUGGACGUCAUCACCAAGGUGGGGCUGGUGAUCUCGCUGCUGUGCCUGCUGCUGGCCAUCGUCACCUUCCUCUUCUGCCGCGCCCUCAAGGGCCCCCGCACCACCAUCCACCUGCACCUCUGCCUGGCGCUCUUCAUCGCCUACACCGUCUUCCUCACCGGCACCUCCAGCACCGGCAACACGGAGGUGUGCGGCGUGGUGGCCGGGCUCCUGCACUAUUUCUUCCUGGCCGCCUUCUGCUGGAUGUGCCUGGAGGGCGCCGAGCUCUACCUGCUGGUGGUUCAGGUCUUCACCCCCCACGGCCUCAGGCGCCGCUACAUGUUCCUGCUGGGCUACGGCGUGCCGGCCCUCAUCGUGGGCGUCUCGGCCGCCACCUACAGCGAGGGCUACGGCACGGCGCGCCACUGCUGGCUCUCGCUGAAGAAGCAAUUCAUUUGGAGCUUCCUGGCGCCCGUCUGCAUCAUCAUCUUGGUCAACGCCGUGAUCUUCGUGGUCACCGUCUGGAAGCUGUCGCUGAAAUUCGCUGACAUCAACCCCGACAUGAGCCAGCUGAAGAAGCUCAGGGUGCUCACCAUCACGGCCAUCGCCCAGCUCUGCGUCCUGGGCACCACCUGGAUCUUCGGCAUGUUCCAGUUCAACCAGCGCAGCCUGGUCGCCUCCUACAUCUUCACCAUCCUCAACAGCCUGCAGGGGCUCUUCAUCUUCCUGCUGCACUGUCUGCUCAAGAAACAGGUGAGGGACGAGUACCGCAGGUGGCUGAGCUGCGGCGGCCUCAAGGGACCAGCCAAGUCCUCCGAGUUCUCCAGCUCAACCACCAUCACGCGGCAGGGGCUCCAGCGGUCGCAGGAGUCAGGGUUGUAGCUCUCUUGCGCUCAGCCCAUUUCUGGACACCGCAGCUUUGCACAUGAGAAAACCCGGCCCCUGCCCCCGGCCUGGCCCUGCCUGUGAGCAGAGACCCACCUCGCACCUGGACUCGCCGCAUGCAAAUGCUUCAGUGGUUGCCCAGUGGAACCGUUACGCUGCCCAGCUGCCCCCACCCGCUGGGCACUCACCAGCCCCAGGCCUGCGCGCUGCCAGCAUCACCAGCAAUAGCGAUGGCCAGCAGGGCAGCCGCUCAGCUCUGACGCAACAUACUCUGGCCACAGGGGGCGCCUUUCCCUUCGGUACGAAAGCUGGGUGCAGGCAGUGGAGAUGAAUCCAGCCAGUAGAGAUGAACCCACCCCCCAGAGGACCCUGCCCCUCCCCCAGGCACUGCAGCAUCAGCCACCGCCCUUGGCUUCGAUGACGGUAUGACACGGCCUGAGCUGAAGGAGGCAAGCGGCCCCCAGGGCUCGGCUGUCUGUGUCUCACUGGUGGCACUUUUUUUUUUUUAAAUGAUCUUUUUAAAGUUAUUAAAAUAUUAAGUUUUGUGACAAAAACAGCUGCUUCACGGAGCCACGUGUGUGGUGUCUGGAGAGAACCCAGGAGUCCUGACUCCCAGCCCCUGCUGCUCUAACCCUCUAGAUGACACGGUCUAAGGGCAGCUGGGCCCACGGUGAUCCUCUGAGUCCAACCAGCUGCAGAACAGGCCCAGCCCUCCCUGGAUUAACUCCUGCUCCAUUGAGAGCAGAACGUCCCGGCUCCAUUUGGAAAGGGCCAGGGCUGAGAAUCCACCACGCCCCCGGGGAAGCUGUUCCGGGGUUAAUUUACCCUCCCUGCCCAUUUCCAGUGUGACAAUUUUGAAGAGCUCAUGAUCAAAGUCCCUAUAGACUGACCAAGUCACCCCUUCCCUGUCUCUCUGCUAAUCCCAUUGAGCUCCUGGAGUCUGUCGCUACAGGGCAGGUUUGCGAAUCCUCACGGGCCUUCUGGCCUCUCUCCAAUUUAUCAGCAUCUGUCUGGAAGUGGGGACAGCAGAACUGGACACUAGUUAAGCGGCACUCAGACCAGUGCCAGAUACAGAGUAAAAUAACCUCCCUGUUCCUACCUGAGCUUCCCCUCCAUGCAUCCACUGAAAGUUAUUUCAUUAAUAGUAGUAUUAGUUAUUAUUACUGAUCAUUAGUACACAAGGAGA